Molecule: messenger RNA, 1098 nt
Organism: Didymosphaeria variabile
Lineage: Eukaryota; Fungi; Ascomycota; Dothideomycetes; Pleosporales; Didymosphaeriaceae
Exons: 1
Coding region: 1-1098 (365 amino acids)
Molecular function (GO): protein binding
Source: RefSeq, a predicted model, not a curated record
AUGAGUGCCCAACCACCACAGCCAAACCCGCUCAUCCAUGGUUACCACUCUAAGGAGGCAUAUUCAUAUUCAAAGGAAGACUCAGACGCCAUCAUCAAGACCACUAGCUACCACAGGAAGGACUUCGAACUCGCUGUCAUUUGGUUCCCGCCUCGGACACACACCAACGUUGCCGCAUCGCUGGCAGCCGAAUACCGCGAGCCAACCACAUCGCUCGGAGACCUCGACAAACUCCCUCUCGAGCUCAUUACCAAUGUCUGUCUACAGUUGGAUAUUGCGUCGUUGUUUCAGUUGCGCCAGGUUAACGCGCGAGGACAACAGAUCGUCAAUGCGCUUCACGAGUAUCGGGUCAUCACCAAGCACGCCUUGAAUGCUUUCUUAGCGUUACUCAAGACGCGAACAACACCGUGCGUCACUUUGGGGGAAUUAUAUCGCAACCUCUGCACGCAAGACUGUUCGCUUUGCGGAGGAUAUGGCAACCUCGUCUACUUGCCCACCUGGACACGAUGCUGCUCAGCUUGCCUGCGUAAGGACGCCUCAGAGAUCCGCUCUACGAACGCCGCCGGUGCGAAACGUCACUUAAACCUGUCAAAAAAGGCUUUCGAGAGCCUCCCUCGUCUCUUAACCCUCCCGGGUACCUACACUAUGGACGCGCGUUCUCGCUCAGGCCGAGUGAACCUUGUUCCCACUGAGUAUGCUCUAUCAGCAUUCCGUGACGAUAACGCCGGCACCGAGCCUACCACCGACAUGAAAAACAAGAUCACCAUGCCGAUUGUCUGCCAAGACACGCUCAAGCCCAUGCAAGCUUUCAUGGCGUGCUGCGCGUUGCCUAGCUAUAACCCGAGGACUAAUGAAGUCGAGCGCGAAGUUUCUUGCGCAGGGUGCCAAAAGUAUAAGGAGAGAUCGGGCGGCCGUCGUGAAGAGCCAUGGGCUGGUCCUGCUCGUGACAGAGUCUACUCGCAUACUGGGUUCUUGGCACAUUUCACAUGGUGUGAACACGCUCAGUCAUUGUGGAAAGACAGCAAUGGUGGCACAAUUACACCAUCGAGACUCCCUUAUUUAUGCAAGAUGGGUGGAUUUCUCACCCCCCGGUUCUAG